AUGACAAUGGUGUGGAAUGGAACAGAUCCACUCAAAACAAAUAUUACCGUUAACCAUUUUUCAUUUGACGGCGACAACAUUACAAUACAAUCAAAUUCUGGCAAUGCAGUUUCUUUCGAUAUUUUAGCUCUUACUUACGAUAAAUGCACUGGAGAGUUCUCGUCAAUAACAGUAAAUGAAAAUUAUUUCAAGGUAAACACCUUAUUCAAUCAUAUGGACAGUUCAGACUUCUGUCUAAUACCAUAUAAGAACAAAUAUGCAACAUCUUUAGUUUCUUCUACAAAUCCUUCUGCAAAUACAUACGUUUAUUCAAAUGGAACUUAUAUUCAAUUCAAUAAAGAAUUAAUUCAACCGAUAAACCCUUAUCAUUUAUUACUAAAUUCAACACAACCAGGAAUGAGUUGGACUAUUGAAGGAAAUAUGAGCUCAAGAGUAAAUCCAUUUGAUUAUAUUUGCGAUAUUCAAAAAGGAAGCAAAUAUUCUGAUGGCCGCUUAGUACCGAUGGGUUCAUACCAGAAUCUUAUUCAAUGCUCAGGCUCCCAGCCUAAUUACAUUUUAAGAUAUACAGCUUUGACAAUUUUAGGUGUUGCUAUGAUUAUAUUAAUCAUAUUCCUUAUCUGGAAAACAGUAAAGUGCAUCAAGGACCACCCGAGAGCGCACAACAGCAACUCCGUUUACCAGUCAAAUGACCCAAUAAGCGUAAAUCUUAAUGAACCUCUUGUAAAUACACCGGUUGAAAACUACGUUGACGACCAGGACAAGAAGGUCGUUUAUUUCAAGAGAAAAGCCAAUCAAUAA
Trichomonas vaginalis G3 is the source of this 798-nucleotide messenger RNA. RefSeq lists its product as uncharacterized. The transcript has a single exon. The record is from RefSeq and is a predicted model, not a curated record. Bases 1 to 798 code for a protein of 265 amino acids. Lineage: Eukaryota; Parabasalia; Trichomonadida; Trichomonadidae.